Molecule: messenger RNA, 2823 nt
Organism: Beta vulgaris subsp. vulgaris (sugar beet)
Lineage: Eukaryota; Viridiplantae; Streptophyta; Magnoliopsida; Caryophyllales; Amaranthaceae
Exons: 8
Coding region: 835-2823 (662 amino acids)
Source: RefSeq, a predicted model, not a curated record
UGGCCAUCAAAAACGCGCGGGCUUUCCUUUUUUUUUGUUGAUCAGCAGUUUUGUUUAUUUUUAGAAAAAACAUAUAACGGUUAUUAGGUCAUUAUCUUUUUUCGAUUUUGAAACUGUUUUUUGGAUUUCUACUUGAUUCUCGCUAGUUUUAAAACUGAUUCUUCUUCAUUUCAAAGAAACCGAUAUAUUAUUUACUGAUUAUUUCUAGAACUUUUCUGCUCCUCUGCUUCUCUGCUUCUCUGCUUCUCUGCUGUUGAAACUUAGUGUGUUUUUUUGUUCGUAAUCCAUUACGUUUGCAUCGCAAAUAUGGUGAAGAGGAUUAGGAAUGAUGAUUCUAGGUAUAAUUUCGUUUGUUUUUGCUGCAAUUUUUUUUUUGUUUUCAAAAUUUGAGCGUUUUUGUUGUUGUAAUUGUAAUGUAGCCCGAAGUCGAAGAAGGUGAAGAGUCUUGGAUCUUCAGGAAAAAUUUUGGCAGUGUCUACUGCUGGGAAGAAGAAAGACAAAGAUGGUGAUUAUGAUCCAAGAUGUGAUAAAUCCUUGUCUAAGAAGAAAGGCAAAUCUGAUUUAUCACCAAUCAAGUUUUCAUUUUCAAGAUCUAAUCCCGAUCAACAGAAAGACACAUUUGAUAGAUCGAAUUUCACUGAGCAAGAAAUAAAGUCAAUUAAUCUACAAGUAUUGUCAGACUAUUCCCAUUUAAAUGAAGUGGUUAGUAAUUUGAGUGAUGAGCAAAAAAGAGACAUUAGGGAUAUUGGGUUUGGGAGUCUCUUAGAUAUUAGGAUAAAGAAGUUUUGUCCUAAUCUGAAUUUGGAGGUGUUGUUAAAUUACAAUGCAUCUGGAAUGAUGUUUUCAACAAAGAAUGGUAAACUGAUUUUUAAUAAGUUUACCAUUAGUGAUGUUUUGGGGUUACCUGUGUCAGAUAGAGCAGUAGAGGUUAUAGAUGAUGACGCCUUUAGGAGGAAAGGUAGUCAGAUAGAGGCUGGAAGUGCCAGGAAGGAUUGGCAUAGGUUUCUUGGUAUUUCUGAUCCCAAGAAGGUAUAUAUUGGUAGAAAAAAUUGGGAUGAUUUGUUUAAGAAAUAUGAAUCCGGGGAUGAUUUCAAGAAGUUAUUUGUUAUCUUUUCGUUGUCCAAGCUUCUAUGUCCUAUAGCUGAUUUAGGGCCUGUGCUGAAAUGUGCCAAGAGUUUAGAAGAUGUAUCUGCAAUUUCAAGUUAUGACUGGUGUGGAUAUAUAUUGAGAAGUCUUUGUGCUGCUGUUUUGGACUGUCAUCAGUCUAUUAUGAUUAAGAAGAUUGAGCUUGGACAGAAGAAAGUAUCAUUCAAGCUUCGGGGAUGCGUCAGCGCUUUGACUCUUGCUGUUAUUCACAACUUCAAGUGUCGUAAUCUGGAUUAUUCAAAUGUCAGUAAGCCAUUUAUCAGUUAUUGGCAGGAUGAGAAGGAUUUGACUGAUGUUGUGAAGCAGUUUGAGAUCAACAUGGAUUUUAUUCUGCCGGUGAAGCGUGAAAAACAGAAGGUUGAGUUUAAAACUCCCAGUGUUAGUGUUGCUAGUAGGAAGUCUGGUUCUCCUAUAAUUAAGGUGGUUGAGGGUCCAUCACCUUCAACUAGGCAGCUUAUCAUGGAUCUUCCUCAUAGUUUGAUGACUGAUGAAGAAAUAGAUGCUCUUGAUGUUCCUGAAUAUGUGAAGAACAUGCACAAGUUGAAGAGGAAUGCGCUUGCAUUCUGUCAAGUGAAUUUGGAGAUUGCCCAGAAUAUUCGGGAGGAAGGCGAGAAGCUGUCUCAAGACAGUAUUUCUCUGGAUGAUAGUGAAGUAUUUAACCCAGAUUUUCUGAGUCAAAUUGACGACAUAUGCAAGCGUCAUUUGGAAGCGAAAGACAGUGCAAACAAAGUUGAUCCUACAAUUUCACUAUUGGUGAAGCGGCCUGUUGAAUUGGAGUUUGGAAGAAUUGAAAAUGUUCCUGAUUUGGAUUCUGGUGUUCAUGGAGUUGAUUUGAAAGAAGGAAAUGAUGAAAAAGAAGGAGAGGAGGAUGAGAAGAAGAUGAAUGCUGAUGAUGAUCAGCAUAAAGAAGAUGAUGAUGAUGAUGAUGAUGAUGAUGGUGAUGAUAAGGAUCACCAGAAUUAUAAUGAGAGAAAGGAUGAUGAUGCUGAUGAUAAUGGUGAUCCUGGUCUUCAAGGAGAUGAAGACAAAGGAGUAGAUAAGGAUGCUGGUCUUCAUGGAGAUGAAGACAAAGGAGGAGAUAAUGGUGAUCCUGGUCUUCAAGGAGAUGAAGACAAAGUAGGAGAUAAGGAUGCUGGUCUUCAUGGAGAUGGAGAGGAAGGUGGAAAUAAUGAGAAAGAACCGAAGGAAGAUGAUAAUAAGAAGACUGGCAAUGCUGAUGAUGAUUGUGGUCUUCAAGGAGAUAAAGAGGAAGGAGGAAAUAAGGAUUUGGAUGCUGGGGUUCUACAGAAGGAGAGAAAGGAGGAAAUGUUGAGAAAGAACAACCAAAGGAAGCUGAUAGGAAGAGGAGGAAUGCUGAUGAUGAUCAAGUCAAAGGGGCUAAGGAUAAGGAUAAGUGUAAAAUUUCUACACACGUCCCUACUCGCACCGCUGCUGGUAUUGAUAUUGUUGAUCUUCGUACUCCAACUCCUCCUCCUCCUCCUCCUCCUGUUGUUGAAGCAGUUGAGAAUGUAUAUAGCAGAAAGUCUUGGAGAGUUGAUUCUUCUGCUAAAAGAGAAAAACAUUGCUGAUUUCGAUGCCCCUUCAUUCCAACUAUUAACUCCUAGUCCUGUUGUUGAGGAUCUUCCAUACAGUGCAGAGAGUGAAACAAUUAAAGUCAGAAAUCCCUUCAACACCUGA